AUCAGAAUCACAACAUUGAUUUUUCAAUAUCUUGCCAGUGUCUCAGGAACAUUUCCUUGCUGUCUUCCCUUAAAUGACAUUAACAGCUUUGUGACCUUCUGAAAGCAUGGAUGUGUUUAACCAGACCCCAGGGAUGGGCAUUUGGGAUUUCCGGAUUUCCCUGUGAUAAGCAGUGUGGUGAUGGGACCUCAAUGCCUAGUUUAUUAUAACACAUUCCUAGAGGGGAAACGCUGGGUCACAACGUAUGGCCAUUUUUUAAGACCCCGGAUACCCAUCAAACCGUCCUCAUGUUCAGCAGGACGGGACGUCCAAUCCGAUUCAAUUUCCUCAAGGCCCAGAAGUCUUGGUUCCUACCCCUCCCAACAGCAGCUGUGUGCCCCUGACCCCGCCUCCACAUCUGCACUAAGGCCCAAGCCAUGCUCUGGGCCUUGUGACCUGCCUGGUUCACGGGGCUCUUACCUGGGUCCACCCGGCUGAGUCAGCUGACAGGGGGCGGGGCGGGCACCACCCUUCCCAGAGCCAGAACCUGGCUGGGACAAGGGCCACCACCCUCCAGGGAGGGGAACAGACUCUCUUGGCAGUAGCCGGAAAAGGACGUUCGGCAGCAUCUGGCCGGCAGAGUGUUCCAAGGAGCAGCCAUGUCCACGCUGUACCCAUCUCUGGAGGACCUAAAGAUGGACCAAGCCAUUCAGGCCCAGGCCAGAGCUGCGCCCAGGAUGCCCGCCCUGCCAGUCUCCCAGCCUUCAGUUUUGUACCCAAGCCUGGCGGAAUUGGAAAAUUAUAUGGGUCUUUCCCUCUCCAGCCAAGAAGUCCAGCAGAACCUGCUUCAGAUUCCAGAAGGUGCUAGUAUGGUGGGCUCUGGCCCCUUGCUGGGCCAGCUGGUGGCACCGGUGUCUGGGAACAGCCAAGGUGCGCGGCGUGCAGAGAUCAAGCCUGGAAUGCGCGAGAUCCACCUGUGCAAGGACGAGCGUGGCAAGACGGGCCUGCGGCUAAAGGCCAUCGACCAGGGGCUCUUUGUGCAGCUGGUGAAGGCCAACAGCCCUGCGUCUCUCGUGGGGCUGCGCUUUGGAGAUCAGAUCCUGCAGAUUGAUGGGUGUGACUGUGCCGGCUGGAGCACAGACAGAGCCCACCGGGUGUUGAAGAGGGCAUCGGCCGAGAAGAUCGUCAUGGUCGUUCGGGACAGGCCGUUCCAGCGGACCGUCACCAUGCACAAGGACAGCACGGGCCACGUUGGCUUCGUCAUCAAGAAGGGAAAGGUCGUCUCUGUGGUCAGAGGAAGCUCCGCAGCCCGCAACGGGCUCCUCACCAACCACUCCGUGUGCGAGGUGAACGGGCAGAACGUCAUCGGGCUGAAGGACAAAGAGGUCACAGAGAUUCUGGCCACGGCCGGGAGCGUUGUCACCUUGACCAUCAUCCCCACCGUGAUCUACGAGCACAUGGUCAAAAAGUUGUCCCCGACCCUGCUCCACCACACCAUGGACCACUCGAUCCCAGAUGCCUGACGCCAGGGGAGGGCAGCGCAGCCCUCCCACCCUUCUGCAGGGGAGAGCAGCGUCCUGCAUCCUCCGGGUUCCAGGGGCCUGCUGCCGGGGGCGGGGCCGUCUGGAGGGGGCGUGUUCCACGCAGGGUCACGUGGGGCGGCCACCGAUACCGGGCCUCUGCUGAGCCUCCGACUCUGAGCUGGACUGAGGCCCACAGGCGGGGAUUCUCUGUGUGGGUUUAGAUGCCGGACACGUAGGCAGGUCGGCGCAACACUUCUUAAAGUUGCAGCUGGGGCUUUUGCAAGAUUUUCACCUCCACCAGAGACACAGUUCCACGUUUUGAGAGAACAGAACUACAUUCUUUGAGAGGAUUUUUUCUUUUUCCUGUACUUGCCGUGUGUCACAAACUGGCCAGAGUCCUAAUCCUUCACUUCUUUUGAAUAAAGAUUUCAUUUUGAACAGAA
Molecule: messenger RNA, 1945 nt
Organism: Neofelis nebulosa (Clouded leopard)
Lineage: Eukaryota; Metazoa; Chordata; Mammalia; Carnivora; Felidae
Gene: SDCBP2
Product: syndecan binding protein 2
Exons: 9
Coding region: 639-1502 (287 amino acids)
Cellular component (GO): cytoplasm; plasma membrane
Molecular function (GO): protein binding
Source: RefSeq, a predicted model, not a curated record